Molecule: messenger RNA, 1194 nt
Organism: Aspergillus melleus
Lineage: Eukaryota; Fungi; Ascomycota; Eurotiomycetes; Eurotiales; Aspergillaceae
Exons: 1
Coding region: 1-1194 (397 amino acids)
Biological process (GO): regulation of transcription by RNA polymerase II
Molecular function (GO): DNA-binding transcription factor activity, RNA polymerase II-specific
Source: RefSeq, a predicted model, not a curated record
AUGUCGUCCCUGGUCGCCUUGGCUGCUGCUUGCAAGUCGCACGACAUCGUCAAGAGCCCCCAGGUUCCAUUGAGCCCGCAAAAGAUACUGGAGAUUCAGGAACUACUCGCGCUUUCAGAGCGCCAUCACACGGCUUCCCUCCGGCACAUACAAGCGACCAUGCAGAACCCGGACUCCUACGAUGAAAUUCUCGCCAACGCGGCAUUGAUGGUCUUAUACGCUUCCGCAAGUCACUCCAUCCGAGUACAUCUCGCGACCACUGCAAAGCGGAGUGGGCAACGGCUACCACACGAGAUAUUGCCUCAGAACUCACAAUGGAUAUCGUUCACGCGUGCAGCCCAUAUGGCGUCUAGUGCUGUUCUAAACGACAUUGUCGAUUCCGCGCACAAUAGAUGGAAGACAAGCAGCAACCCGAUUAUGAAUACAGGACCGGAGAUACCGAGAGCGGGCUUGUGUAGCUCAGAUGUCUUAUCGCCGCAGGACGGCCCUUCCGAGAACACAAAGCGUUUGUUCCUUCCCCUAGUUGCAUCUACAUACAGUCGGGCGCUUGAGGGGCUACGCAAGAGGGUCGAGUCCACCGUGGCUCUAUUGAAAGAAUCAGAGCUGGACCCUAGCUCUCACUCACAGCUCGAAGCAUCCCUGGAAACCAUGACUAUACUGGAAAAAUGUGCAUAUUCGGCCCUAUCAUCGAGAGAGAAUGAUGAAAACAUUCUCGCAAACCAGCCCUUAUCGAUUGACCAACUCACCCGGGUCUCACCCUGGGUAGCAAAAUACAUGAUCAGCGUUACAUCAAUGGAGUCGCCACAGGUACUCCGACGGAUCAUCAUGUCAUUUCUGAAUAAAGUGGCGGCCGAGUAUCUCAAUCUCGUCCAGUCGGUCCUGGAUUCGCCUUACAUCGAAGGUAGAGCUGACAGCUGGAUGACACGAGACUCGGAGUCACCAGGGAGCGAGGUGCCGACCCUCAGUGCGACGCACUUACUAGCCAUGGACAUCUUUGCUCAUUGGUUGGUUCUGGUCAUGUUGUUGGAUGGAGUGUGGUGGAUUGGCGACAUUGGGCAGUGGGAGCUAAGCCAGAUCAUGUCAUUGAUGAAGGCUCAGAAUCCGCUGGGCCAGUCGGCUGAUACUGGUGAAACGUGGUGGCCUGAGACUAUGUACAUGAUUAAGCGGGAGCUUACUCCUAAUGGUCGGUAUUGA